AUGUCUCCCCCCGCAGCUCCGCCUGUCUUGGAUUUCGCUCCAUUCUAUGAGAAGGAUAGCGACGCGAAAUCCAAGCUGAUCGAAGAGGUGCGCGAAUGCUGCCACUACAACGGAUUCUUCCAGAUAACUGGCCACCGCGUCCCCUUGGGGUUACAGCGCCGCGUAAUGGAUUGUUCCAGGCGCUUCUUCGAUCUCCCUCUGGAAGAAAAACUAAAAAUUGACAAGAAUCUCAAUUCGUUCAACCGAGGCUAUGAACUCCUCCGAUCGCAAAUGCUGGAAGUGGGCACCGGACCAGAGCUGAAAGAAGGCCUAUACAUUGGCGAGGAAAUCCCUACAGACCACCCCUACUAUUUGGAGAAGAAGUUGAACAGCGGCCCCAACCAAUGGCCACCUACCGUUCCCAACCGGGACGAAUUCGAACAAACAACCAUGGAAUACUAUCACGCAGUCUUCGAUCUUGCAAAGGAUGUUUUGGGAGUACUGGCUCAGACGCUAGGAGUAGAAUCAUCCUUCUUUGACCCUCUCACAGACGGAGCGGUCGCGACAAUGCGCUACCUGCACUAUCCGGCACAGCCGCAAGACACCGACGAGAAAUUGAACCGCGGCAUCGGAGCGCAUACCGAUUUCGGAUGCAUCACUCUCCUUCUGCAGGACGAGGUCGAUGGCCUACAAGUGCUGGAUGCACCAUCGGGACAAUGGCUGGAUGUCAAACCAGUUCCCGGAGCUUAUGUGGUGAACUUGGGUAACCUCUUCAUGCGCAUGGCAAACGACAAAUACAAAUCCAACACCCAUCGUGUGAUUAACAAAUCCGGUCGAGAGAGAUACUCGAUUCCGUUCUUCUUUAGUGGAAAUCCGGAUUAUGUCUGCGAGUGCUUGCCUAACUGCCGUGAAGAGGGUGAACCUGCCAAGUACAGUCCAAUUACUGUGCAAGACAUGGUAACGGCGUCUUACAAAGAGAGCUACGGCCGCGCUGAGGCAUUCAAGAGGAAUUUGGAUGUAACGAGGGCGCCUGUAACCCCGGCUGUUGCUGUGGUCGGUGCUUAG
Molecule: messenger RNA, 1044 nt
Organism: Penicillium digitatum Pd1
Lineage: Eukaryota; Fungi; Ascomycota; Eurotiomycetes; Eurotiales; Aspergillaceae
Gene: encD
Product: Fe(2+)/2-oxoglutarate-dependent oxygenase encD
Molecular function (GO): 2-oxoglutarate-dependent dioxygenase activity
Source: RefSeq, a predicted model, not a curated record